AUGCGCUCCUUCGCCUUCCUCGCUGCCGCGGCCGUCGUGCCCCAGGCUAUGGCCCACUACGUCUUCCCUACUCUCAUCGUCAACGGUGAGCAGACCGAACGCUACCAGUACGUCCGCGAGGCCAAGAAUUCCAACUCUCCCGUCACCGACGUCACCUCCGACGGCAUCGUCUGCAACAUCGGGGGCAACGACGACGAUGUCCUCGCAAAGACCCAGACCAAGGCCGUCAACGCCGGUGAUGAGGUUGGCUUCAUCGUCGAGAACGACAUGGGCCACCCUGGUCCCCUCGCCGUCUACCUCUCCAAGGCCCCCUCCGGUGUCGCCUCCUACAAGGGUGACGGCGACUGGUUCAAGGUCUACGAGCUGUCCACCUCCAACAUCACCGAGGCUGGUCUCCAGUGGGCCACCUACGUCAACAACGCCGGUAUUCACAACUUCACCUUCACUCUCCCCAAGGAAGUCCCCACCGGCGAGUACCUGAUGCGCGCUGAGCACAUUGGCCUCCACGGCGCCGGCACCAAGGGUGGUGCCCAGUUCUACAUCGCUUGCGCUCAGAUCUCCGUCACCGGUACCUCCACCGAGACCCCCUCGCCCGUCGUCAAGUUCCCCGGCGUCUACACCGGCGAGGAGCCCGGUCUGUUGAUCAACAUCUACUACCCCGCCCCCAAGAACUACACCGUCCCCGGUGGCCCCGUUGCCUUCUCCGGAUGCGAGGACCACACUGCCAACCUUCUCGGCCAGACCUCCGACGGUGACUGCACUGGCUCCGAUGGUGCCACCACUCCCACCACCCCCACUACUCCUACCACCCCUUCCACUUCCGCCGCUCCCUCUGCAGGCAUCCCCGACUACAACGGCGGCAACAGCACCAGCCCCGCUGAGCCCUCUGCUGCUCCUACCGCUGCCGCUGGCGAGGGUGACGACUGCGAGAAGUCUGCUGCUCGCCGCCGCGUCCGCUCCAUGCGCCGCAAGCUUGCCCGUGCUGCUUCUUUCUAA
Molecule: messenger RNA, 996 nt
Organism: Colletotrichum abscissum
Lineage: Eukaryota; Fungi; Ascomycota; Sordariomycetes; Glomerellales; Glomerellaceae
Product: glycosyl hydrolase family 61
Exons: 1
Coding region: 1-996 (331 amino acids)
Source: RefSeq, a predicted model, not a curated record